AUGAGCUAUGCCGUCAAAUGGGGGAGGGAGAGACUGCACUUCUCCCUUCCCCCGCCCGACACCAAACUCUCAGCGAUCCGCGCAGAGCUCGCAGAGUACACCCAGCUACCUCCCGACUCCUUCAAGCUCAUACACGCCGGAGCCGUCAUGAAGGACGACAAUGCACCCAUCUCCACAUACGGCAUCAAGCGCAACUCGACCAUUGCCCUCGUCGGCGGCGACACCACCGCACCCGGUCCCUGGAGCGACGCGAAGGCCGGGCUCAGCGCGCGCACCGAGGCGAGCACGAUCUCGCAGAUCCGCGGGGAGCUCGAGGCCGUGCGGCGCACGCUCGUCCCAGACGUCGACGGCUUCCUCACCGCGCUCGUCCCCGCCCCCGCCGCCGACCCGCCUCCACAUCCGCCGGCGCAGGGGAAGACGCCGCUCGCGCAGGAGCACACGCGGCUCGGGGAGCUGCUGCUGCAGGCGCUCCUCCGGCUGGACGCGAUCACGGCCGAGGGCGAGUGGGAGGACGCGCGCCGGGAGCGCAAGGGCGCGGUCAGGGAGGUGCAGGCGCUGUUAGACCGCCUCGAUGGGGGCUGGCGCGCGUCUCGUUGA
Sparassis crispa is the source of this 597-nucleotide messenger RNA. RefSeq lists its product as hypothetical. NCBI's taxonomy places the organism in Eukaryota, Fungi, Basidiomycota, Agaricomycetes, Polyporales, Sparassidaceae. The transcript is spliced from 3 exons. Gene Ontology annotation, molecular function: protein-folding chaperone binding; adenyl-nucleotide exchange factor activity. Gene Ontology annotation, biological process: protein stabilization. Gene Ontology annotation, cellular component: cytoplasm; cytosol; membrane. The record is from RefSeq and is a predicted model, not a curated record. Bases 1 to 597 code for a protein of 198 amino acids.